Molecule: messenger RNA, 2182 nt
Organism: Dermatophagoides farinae (American house dust mite)
Lineage: Eukaryota; Metazoa; Arthropoda; Arachnida; Sarcoptiformes; Pyroglyphidae
Source: RefSeq, a predicted model, not a curated record
AAACAUAUGUUCGUCCUUUAUGAAGGGGACCAGCCAAGAUUUUGGACUGGAGGAGAUCACGUGAGAAAGCUGCCAAAGUUUUAUGACCAGGGAGUGCCCGAAUUCGACAUUUUGUGACCAGUUGGGCACCUAAAAGAUUUUUGUUUAUGUCGUGGGAGUGGGAAUGUGGCCAUAAAAUAAAGGAUUGGCUUGCAAAUCGAUCAAGAAUCGAUCAAGAUUUGUCAACCGAUUGUACCAAUUCGAUACGAGAUCAAAGAACCGAAGACCGACGAAUGGCUGAAAUUGAUUAUUGUCCUUUUAUGGAACUGACCAUAAAUCGUUUGGUCAGGCUUGUUAAGACGAACCAAGGACCAAAGAAAUGAGCCAUGGCAGAGAAACCUUGAGAUUGGAAUGCCAGAUAAGAACGAUUCAUUAGGAAAGGACCACAUCUGGCCAGUCAUAAAACAGGGUUAACGUCGAAAAUGGACAAUUGGACAAUCGAGCAACGAUACCCCGCGUAGAAAGCAGGAGAGGACAUACUCCCUCCUAAGGACCAUUAAGGAUGGAAGGACAACCAACAUAGCCGAAAUUAUAAAAACGAAUGGAAAACGGAGAAUCAGGGGCAGUCGGUCAAAAAGGCAGAAGGAGAUUAGAGUCGAACGAUUGGUGAAGUAACGACGUAAGACAGUAAGAAGUGAUUCAGAAGAAGAAAGAAUUGGUGUUCCAACAACCGCGUGGGAAUUAGAUAGAAGACAAAGAUUCCCAUUGCAAGCAGCAUCCGUAAGACAGAAAGCGGAUGAAGAAGUUCGAUGCCGACACAGUCAUAGAGUUGACCUGUUGUCAAAGAAGAAGUGUGUGGAGUAAGAAGAACCUCCACUACCGAAUCCCGAUAAAGAGGUAGAAACCCGAUCGGUAGACAGUUGGAAUAAAACCACCAAUUAAGAUCAUCAUCAUCAUUAUUGCAGUAACAACGUCUUAUAAUUUUAUUAUAAGUGCUAAACGUCGUGUAUUAAUAUAAUUUGUGUGUGCUUACUAAAUUGUGUAAAUAAAAUCCUUUUCUUUUCGUUGUUGAGUUGAUUAUUUUCGGAAGGCCAGAUAUCAUUUGGGCUUCCGGUCUACUAUUUCCAUCCAGUGGAUCGGUCUAGGCGGCGGCUCAAAGUCAACCAUAGUUUCGCACAUGACAUAUAAAUAGACAAUGAAUCAAAUUUAAAGCAGACAAUUUGACAAUCAAAUCAAAACUAUACAUUGAAAACAAACAUGUCUUCAUCAAGUGGUAAAAAAUACGAUUUCAGCGGUAAAGUUGCUCUGGUUACAGGUUCCAGUUCUGGGAUCGGUGCUGCAAUUGCUGUACAAUUUGCACAAUAUGGUGCUAAACUAACAAUUACCGGUCGUGAUGGUGCAGCUUUGGAAUCGGUGGCCAAAAAAAUCGAAAUUGAAAGUGGACAUCAACCAUUGCAAAUUGUCGGUGAUCUUCUUGAUCAAUCUUUGCCAGCCAAAUUGAUUAAUGAAACUGUUUCCAAGUUUGGACGUUUGGAUUUUCUUGUAAACAAUGCCGGUGGUAGUACAGCUCAUCGCGAACUCAACGAUGAAAAAUUGAUGGAAGCUUUUGAUAAAGUUUUCGCUCUAAAUGUUCGUGCUGUCCUUCAAUUAAGUCAAUUAGCUGCAAUACAUUUGGAGAAAUCCAAGGGUAAUAUCAUCAACAUUUCAAGUAUUGUUUCUAUGAAGCCGUAUGGACAUGUAUAUAGUUCAUCGAAAGCAGCACUGGAUAUGAUUACCAAAACAUUAGCUAAAGAGCUAGGACUAAAAGGUGUCCGAGUCAAUUCGAUUAACCCCGGACCUGUUGCAACUGGUUUCCUCCGUUCGGUCGGAAUGUCAGCUACAGCCUAUACGGAUUUAGCAGAUACUAUGAUUAAUCAUACCUUGUUGAAAUUCUUAGCACAACCUGAUGAAAUUGCAAAUCUAGCUUCAUUCUUAGCAUCUGAUGAUGCUCGUAACAUGACUGGUUCAAUUGUUGUUAGCGACACCGGAUCAUUGUUGGUAUGAAAAACCCAACAAAAAUAACUACAAUGAGAAUAAUAAUUGAUUUAAAUCAUGAAUGAUGAAAUGUAUUCUUGAACAUAUAAUUGUAUACGUGAACGUCAUAAAUGUUUAAUUUUUUUAGCUUUUUCUUGUUAAUCAAUAAAAAUUUUUUCUUGAUCAACAA